ACUCACAGAGUUAAAUGCAGAGUGCACAGAGAUUUCAGGCUCAUUGUUAUUGAAGAGAAGGACAUUGUGUACAAGCAGUUUCCCAUUCCAUUGAUCAACAGAUUGGAGAAACAUUAUCUUGACCUCAAUACUGUACUAAAGAGUGAGCAAAAGGACCUUGUUCAGAAGCUUGAACAGUGGGUUCAAAGCUUCAUUUCUGCUAGAGGCAAGCACUCAAUUGCUCCCCAAGCACGCCGUUACCUUCCAGCUGAUGCUUUCAUUGGCUACCACUCGGACACUUGUGCAUCUGUUGUGCUACAAGUUACAGAGCAGCUCAAAGACCAGGAGCUCUCAGAUCCUAGAAAAGUGAUCUUAGAUGAGGCUAAAUUGAUUCUUUUAAACUGUGCAACACCAGAUGCCGUGGUUCGGCUGGACAGCACCUCCCUCUCCAAUGUAGAAAGUGACCAUUUGUCAAGGGUGUACUUUGAGGACCAGAAGCACAGUUCCCUUGCUGACUUCAUCCUUACUCACACACAGCAAGCAGGAUCUAGCCAUGCGUUUUUCACAGAGGUGACCACAUUCUCAAGGCUUCUGACCGCUGCAGAAACUGAACAGCUACAGAACGUAGUUCAAAACAUAGAGCUCCUCUCACUACAGCAGUUUGACACGGAACACUCAUUCCUCAAGAAAAUCAAGAAUUAUUUGGAAAACACCACCGGGGACAAGAUACUUGUCAUCCAAACCGAUUUUGAUGAAGGCUCCCAAAGGUUAAAUGUCAUUGCAUCUGCAAAGUAUUCAUCUAUCAAUGAAAUCAACAAAUUCAGGAAAGAGGACAAUCUAAAGGUUUUUGUGUACUUCAUAACCAAACUACCCAGAAUGGACGGUGGAACUUCCUACAUUGGAUUUAAUGGCGGGCCAUGGAAGUCAGUUCACAUUGAUGACCUCAGAAGAUCGAAAGAUAUUGUCUCUGAUAUAAAAGCCUUGCAGUGUCUGACUAUUAGCCAGCUGUUUGAAGAGAAAGCAGAUGAGCCUGAAGCUAUGGAGGUUCAGGAGAUGUACAUGGAAGAAGAAGAAAAGAUGGAGUUAGACGACAAUACUGGCUGGAAGAAUGUUUUGGACACCACAGCACUAGUGCGAAGCUGUGUUCAGAGUGCAGUGGGUAUGCUAAGAGAUCAGACAGAGGCAAGCACCCGUAGCACCAAGAGAGUAGAGAUUCUGCUAAUGCUCUUGGCUGACAACCAGACUCUACAUGCUGAAUUUCUGAAAACUUUAAAGAAGCGACUUCAUUUUCUGUUGAUGACUCAUGAUGAAAACACAAUCUCUGCCAAGAGCUGGGUCUCAAAAGAAGCACUAAAUACUGAUGCAUUACAAGAAGGUGGGACUUUUAGGCAUGCCCUGUGGAGGCGAGUUCAAGCUGUAGUAACUCCCUUUUUGGCGCAGCUUGUUUCAGUUCUUGACCGUGACUGCAAUCUAGACCUCUUGCUGGAUAGAAACUCUGAAAAAUCUUUGAAGAAACUGUGGUUGGACAUUUUUGGAGACUUCAAGUUACUAAAUGUUCCUUACACAAGAGUGGAAAGCAACUCAGAGACUAAGACAAUCUUGGUUCAGAACUACAUUGCAGUCGACAGGAACAUGGGUUGCACCUUACCUUUCAGCUGGAGGAUUAAAGAUUGUCUCGAGGAACUCUGGGUGCAUGUUUUGCAGCGAGAAGGUCACACUAUAAAACAAUUUGAAGAGUUCUUUUGGAAGACUCCUGUGGGCAGGUACAUCUCUGAAGCAACCCAAGAGACGCAGAUGGAGUUUUUCCACAGGUAUCUCCAGGAUUUCAUCUCCAUGACCAUGAAUGUAAAAUCAGAGGUUGAUCUCAAGCUCUUACGUGGAGCCCUUACUUGUUCUGUACAUGAGCUUAGAGGUGGUCAAGAAGCACAUGAGAGUGAAGUCAUUUCACUGGCCUGGGUUCAUGCUGCCUACCAUCAUUUCAAGAACCGAAUACAGAACCUCUACAGGAUGAUCAGUAUAGAGCCUCAAAUUGCUCACAUGCUAACUGAUAACAGAUGUGCCAUAGAGGGCACUGAAUUGGUGUUAGAUAUGUAUGCUGCUGUGGCCUGUAUUGAAUACCUGGAGCCCCAGACUUUAGAUGGAGAUGUUCAGAGUCUGGCCUGGCUUAGACGUGUAAAAAAGCUACUAGUGCCAAUUGAACUGGUCUGCUGUGAGGAGAGCCUACGUCACUAUGGCGAGAAAAGCAAACAGAUGGUCACCCACAUCCAACAUGGCUGGCAACGCAUUUGCUCUCUGGCCUUGUUUGUGGAGCACAUGCUGCUGGGUGUUGGAGAUGUGAGGUUGAAACUCAGGCCACUAGUCCUGGAACACACUCGACGCCUAGCACAAGUCUUAGAGCGGGGCUCGAACCUCAAAAAGAGGCAGCCGUUUGAGGCAGUGAUCACCAUACUCAAAGCCUGCAAAGAUGGAGCAUCUCAAAGCAUUUUCAGGUUUGGCAUUCAGCCUUGUCCAGUGUGCAUGGGAGACCCUCAGGACCCUUUGAGUCUGCCCUGUGACCACAUCUACUGCCUAACCUGUAUUAAACAGUGGCUGGUGCCUGGCCAGAUGCACUGCCCUCUGUGUGUACAGGAAGUGCCCGAUGGCUUUGAGCUCAAGGCGUCUGAUGAAAUACGGGAUCUUAUCAGUCAAAAUGCAUUGUUCAGAAUGCGGUGCAAUGCUUUCUUCAUUGAUCUGGUCACUACUGUGUGCUUCAAGGACAACACUCCUCCCAGCAGAAACAUCAUUCUCCACCUGUUGUCCCUCCUGAUGGUAGAGUCCUGCUCAGUUCCUCAGAUCAAAGGGCGAGACCGAAGGUUCUUGACUAAGGCCCUUUCUCCCUUUGAUGACUCUGUCGAUAAAAAUCCAGUGGUGCGUUCAGUCGUGCUGAAACUCCUGCUCAAGUACAGCUUUGAUGAUGUCAAGCAUUAUCUUCAGCAGCAUCUGACAGAAGUUGAGCAAAGCAACAUCAUUGAGGAGACUGAUAAGACCGAGCUUUAUUCCUUGUACAUAAACUGUUUGGAGGACUCUAUGUAUGAUCGGACACAGUGGCAUUCUGUGGCAGAGCAGCAGGCCUGUUUACAGGAGGAAACUUGUUUUCUGCUGGAGUUCCUUCACUCUGAAGCUGUGUCUGCACACACUGCAUCCAUAGAGCACCUGCAGUGCAUGGCCAGAGUUCGACUGUGCAUGGAUUUGGCUGCUGACCUGCUAGUCAAUAGAGUGACAAGUGCUGGUGUACAUGAUGCUCAUUCAGCUUUUAUCCGACCGUUUUUGGACAGUGUGAUUGAUCUGUGCAGCCAAAGCAGGAAUGACUGGUACAGAGUUUACCUAAUCAGAAAGAUCUGCAGUCUUCAUGGGGUUGAAUAUGUCCAGAAACUUCUGCCACAGGAGGGGUUCAAGUGGCUGUUUCCUCAGGAGAUUCUUGAGUCGAAUCAAGAUGACAGUCAAAUUGACCAGUAUCUAGCAUGUGGAAUAGACUACAAAAGUAUUCGAGAUGCAGUAGCCAAAGCCAUGCUAGAUUGCAACAUGAACGGAAUACAGGAAGCUAUUAAGAAUUGCAACUGCACACCCAUGAAGAAAGCAGUUUAUUUGCUACUGGCUUUGUUCAGAGAAGUCACCUCUCUGUAUAGAAGUGGAAACCCCAACAUGCACCCUAAACCUGAGCAAUGUGAUGGCCUUGAAGAUUUUAUCAGAAGCUCAGACAUCUUCGUCAAUAAUGAAAUGAGAGCAUUUGCUCAAGCGCUGGUGAAAAAUAAUCUGCAUGCCCUGCGUGUACAACCACAGAUAUCAGGCAGAGAAUUUGUGCUGGUAGAGGUCACAGUUCACAUGGCUGCAGUCCUGCUGUGUGGGAAUCUUUCUUUACUGCAGCCACUGCAGCGGCUGGCACUGUCCCCAAACAACAUGAUGGCUUCAUUCAUCCCAACGAUGCCUGAUGACAUGUUGGCUGUUGCCCAGCAGGCCAUGGGACAACUUAAGUGGUAUUUCUGUCCUAAUGGCCAUCCAUGCACUGUUGGUGAGUGUGGUCAACCUAUGGAGGUUGGUCGCUGUCCAGACUGUAAUGCACAAAUAGGUGGCAUCAACCACAAUCCUGUUCAAGGCUUCCAAGCCAUGCAGAUACAAGGGGACCGUACUCAGUCGGGACACAUUCUGGGUGAUGCACAGCGUCGUGAUCAACCUGACAUGCAGGACACUAAGAAUAUGUCACCUGCCCCCUUUGCUCUUCUCAGACUGCUCACACACAUGUCCAUGCUGCUGGGAGCUCAAAACAACCCACAGAGUGUCAGGCAGAUCAUCAAGCCUGCUGUGCUGGAUCCUGGCUCAUUCCUGACGGCCCAUCUUUUAAAAGACAUGGACCAGCUGAGCAGAGCUCUAGGCAAAGGACUGGAUGAUACAGUCAGUACAAUCCAUUUGAUCAUCCACAGUCUAUUGGAUCCCCAUCAGACCAGCCAGUGGCCUGUUCCUUAUGAUCCAAACCUUUCCACUAAAGGUGCAAGAAAUGGAUGGGAAAAUGCCAUGAAUACUGAUGUCAUCACACAUCAGCUAAAGGUUUUGGAACAUCAGCUAAAGGAAGUCAACACCUUCAUUAGGGAAGAUGAGCGAGUGUCUUGUAAUCCAGUGAUGAAGUUGACAUUUGGGGAACCAGGGCUUUUCCUUCACUCUCUGCCCCAGAACUCCCUCAUUCAUAAUUCAUCCAUCUGGAGCUGCAGGAAAAAGGUCUCAAUGUUGAGUCUGACCCACAUUGUGGAGCAAAACAGCGGCCGGGACACCUUGCCAGUGCUGUGGAGGUUCCUUCAGAGGGAAGCAGAGCUACGGCUGGUGCGAUUCCUUCCAGACAUCUUGGUUCUCCAGAGGGAUUUGGUAAAGAAGUUUCAAAACAUGACAGAGCUAAACUACAACACCAUUGGAGAGUUCCUACAAAAUCAGAAAGCAGCUUCACUCACUGCAUGGUAUGAAAAGCGCAUAAAAAUCUUUAUAUCAACUUGGAACCAAAUCAGAGUAUCUCUGGCUACCACAGGAGAGAUAAAGCUGCCUGACGAUUACACUCGGGAGGAUCUGGAUCUGGAGGCAGACCUACAAGUGCUGUUGCCGCAAAGAAGCGGCCUGGGCCUGUGCUCCACUGCCCUUGUCAGUUACCUCAUCACCCUGCACAACGACCUCAUCUACACUGUUGAAAGAUACACCGGAGAGGAGUCUGGUUACACGGUAAGUCCAGCAGACCUGACGGAGCUGCACGUGAUCCGUUAUGAGUAUGAGCGGGAUCUGCUGCCACUGGUGCUGUCCAACUGCCAAUAUAGGAUGGAGCGUGGGCAGGAAACCCUGGCAGAGUACGACCUGCCCAAGAUUCAGCAGCAGAUCCUCACCCGCUUUCUACAGGGCAAACCACACAUCACCCUCAAUGGUAUUCCGACACUGGUGAACAGACAGGACAGAAAUUAUGAGAUCAUAUUUAAAGAUGUUAAGGACAAAGUUCAACAAGAGUUGUUGCAGCCUUUGACAGAGUAUGACCUUGUGAAGGAGCUGCAGUCCUACAGUGAUGUUUGUGAGGCCCUGUCCACAGUCGAACUUGCCCUGGGUUUCCUUGCCAUGACAGGGGGAGAUCCACACAUGCAGCUGGGCACUUAUUUGAAGGAAGUGCUUCAGAUGACUGACAACAUGGCCCCACACGUCUUCAAGGCAUUAAGUAGGUGUAGCUUGAAACACUGUGUGGCGUUGUGGCAGCUGCUCAGCUCUCUGAAAUCUGAGACAAUGCUACGCCUGAAGAGGGACCCGUUUGUAAGCAUCAGCAAAGAGUAUAAACAUCCUUUGCAGGCAGAACACAAGAGGCUGCUCACUAGCUUUUUCACCAAGUCCAGCGCUGAUGCCUUCCUGUUGGAGAUGCAUGAGUUUCUGCUUUUGGUCCUGAAGAACCCAAAAGCCACGGACACCUUCAGGCCUGACUGGGGUCUUAAAGACACUGUUGUGUCCUACAUGGAGCGUAAAGAUCUGGACAUUCCUCCUGAGGUGGAAGAGUUCUUCCCUGAAGAGAUUCUGCUCUCACAGUACACUGAUACAUGGAAGUUCUCUGUCCUUCUCAGACAUGAAAGAAACCAAAGAUAGAUUCUAGAUUAAGUACUUCUGUUGUCUUAAUCAGUCACUUUUCAUAUCAGGGAAAACUUUUUUUUUUUGAAAACAGUGCCUUUUGUGCACCUGAGGCACAGUAUGUGGCGCAGUAUGCUACCGCCUCUUUGCUUCCUUAUAUAUAGCACUUUAUACUGUAAUAUUUAGGUACAGUCUGUCAAAGUAAUCUCGCAGUUAGUUAGCAAGUGCUAUACAACUUGUUACAAAUUAUAAAAAGUUCAAAACAAUCAUAACCUUUGCUGUAACUUUUUUCUCUCCAUUUUGUUUUGAAGUUGCUAACAAUUGUUUAACCAUUUUUUAUUUAUUUGAUUACUUCUUUCUUUAGUAUACAUACACACUCAUUUAAGAAUUUGAACUGAUUGUUGAAAUACAAACCCUUCACUUCAUGGCCCAGAUAUGGAUGCACCAUGUUGUCCAUGUUUUUGAUAGCACUUUUGGGGUUUUUUUGGGUUAGUGUGGUGUUCCAUAAAAAAUAAAAAAUAAAAUAUAUAUAUAUAUAUAUAUAUAUAUAUAUAUGCGUAUAUAAUUUUUAUUUUUUAUAUAUAUCUUACCGUUUUUCAGAGAUUUCUCAUGUCAUGUCCCAUUGCAAUUUUUUCUGCUUUUACUUUUUUAAAACCAAUGUUUCUGUUAAUCGACCUGUAUGCUGAAAAAAUGCUGUGAACAAGGUUUUCUUUUUCUGUGACUAACAUGGAUUUGAAUAAAGAGUUAUUAAAUAUGUUU
Labeo rohita (rohu) is the source of this 6852-nucleotide messenger RNA. RefSeq names its product E3 ubiquitin-protein ligase rnf213-alpha. The transcript has 40 exons. Lineage: Eukaryota; Metazoa; Chordata; Actinopteri; Cypriniformes; Cyprinidae. Gene Ontology annotation, molecular function: metal ion binding; ATP hydrolysis activity; ubiquitin-protein transferase activity. The annotation marks the transcript as partial. Gene Ontology annotation, biological process: negative regulation of non-canonical Wnt signaling pathway; ubiquitin-dependent protein catabolic process; sprouting angiogenesis. The record is from RefSeq and is a predicted model, not a curated record. Gene Ontology annotation, cellular component: nucleolus; membrane; cytosol.